This is a messenger RNA of Mus caroli (Ryukyu mouse), 1994 nucleotides long. The record is from RefSeq and is a predicted model, not a curated record. Lineage: Eukaryota; Metazoa; Chordata; Mammalia; Rodentia; Muridae.
GCGGCGUUUCCGGGAAGAUGGCGGCGGUGGAAGUGGCUACGGAGCUAGGAACUGUGGUGACCGCUGUCGGGCCUAAGGCGAAGGACGAGGAAGAAGAAGAAGAGGAGGAGGAGGAGUCGCUGCCACCAUGCGAGACUGUGCGCUGGGCUCCCGUGGGGGCAGUGGCCGAGGCCGGUCCUGGGGCAGCGACGUUCUCAGAGGCGGCGGCAGCCGAAGAGCCUGGAGCGGCUCCGGGCUCUCCAUCCGACGCGACUGUCCGCACGCUGAGGCGGCUGGAAGCCGAGCGGCGGCAGCUGGAUUCGGCCCUGCUCGCGCUGUCCUCGCACUUCGCGCAGGUGCAGUUCCGUCUGCGCCAGGUAGUGCGCGGGGCGCCGGCGGAGCAGCAGCGUCUCCUGCGCGAGCUCGAAGACUUUGCCUUCCGCGGCUGUCCUCACGUCCUGGGUUACGAGGGGCUGGCGAACCCUUGUGGCGGUGACGAAAGCGAUGUGCUGCCGGGGGACCGGCCACGGGUGCGGGGUGAGGACCAGGGCUUGAGUGAACAGGAGAAACGGGAGCGCCUGGAAACCCAGAGGGAGAAGCAGAAAGAAUUGAUUCUGCAGCUGAAGACCCAGCUUGAUGACCUGGAGACGUUUGCCUAUCAGGAGGGUAGUUAUGACUCCCUGCCGCAGUCCGUGGUCUUGGAAAGACAGCGGGUGAUCAUCGAUGAGUUAAUAAAGAAACUGGACAUGAAUCUGAAUGAGGACAUCAGUUCCCUUUCCACUGAGGAGCUUCGUCAACGUGUGGACGCAGCAGUAGCUCAGAUUGUCAACCCAGCUCGGGUGAAAGAGCAGCUGGUGGAGCAGCUGAAAACCCAGAUCCGGGACCUUGAGAUGUUCAUCAGCUUCAUCCAAGAUGAAGUGGGAAGCCCCCUGCAGACAGGUGGACACUGUGAGUGCCAAGCCAGCGGGAAGGCGGGGAUCAGCUCCACCAGGGUGGGUGGCAGCACACUGCCCCCAGGACCCGGCAAAGCAAAGGCAGAAGACGCCAAGAAAGCCCGGGAGACAGGGCUGCACCUGAUGCGGAGGGCGCUGGCUGUGCUCCAGAUCUUCACUGUUAGCCAGCUGGGCUGUGCCACGGGCCAGAUCCCUCAAACCUUGUGGCAGAGGAGCCAGGCAGACAGAGACUACUCCCCCUUACUGAAAAGACUAGAAGUAUCGGUCGACAGAGUAAAGCAGCUAGCCUUGAGACAUCAGCCACAUGACCAUGUCAUCACUUCGGCCAACCUCCAGGACCUCUCUCUGGGAGGCAAGGAUGAGCUCACCACAGUUGUGAGGAAGGAGCUGACAGUGGCUGUGAGGGACCUGCUGGCCCAUGGACUGUGUGCCUCCUCCUCUGGGAUGAGCCUUGUCAUGGCCCCCAUUGCUUGCUUGUUGCCAGUUUUCUCCUCAGCCCCUGAGACCAUGCACCCAUGGGAGCUCUUUGUAAAGUACUACCAUGCCAAGAAUGGCCGUGCAUAUGUGGAAUCCCCGGCCCGGAAGCUCUCACAGUCCUUCGCUCUGCCUAUAAUGGGUGACACUGCUGUGACCCCCAAACAGAGCCUUCUGACAGCCAUCCAUCUGGUGCUGACAGAGCAUGACCCUUUCAAGCGCAGCGCUGACUCAGAACUGAAGGCAUUGGUGUGCAUGGCACUGAAUGAGCAGCGCCUGGUGUCCUGGGUGAACCUCAUCUGCAAGUCAGGGUCCCUCAUUGAGCCCCAUUACCAGCCCUGGAGCUACAUGGUCCACACAGGUUUUGAGAGUGCCCUCAACCUGCUCAGCCGCCUUAGCAGCCUCAAGUUCAGCCUUCCUGUAGACUUGGCCGUGCGCCAGCUCAAGAACAUCAAAGAUGCCUUUUGAUGAGAAUGCCUAACCUUAGCCCCCACACACCUUGCUGUAAAGACAUAGAUGUCGGCCGGGCGUGGUGGCGCACGCCUUUAAUCCCAGCACUCGGGAGGCAGAGGCAGGCGGAUUUCUGAG